UUUGGAAUAUAAUACAUGUCGUUAUUGUAUUAAAUAUCUCCAAGGAGUUUAAAGUGUACUUGUCUUUACAAGAAAGGAUAAAAUAAUUAUCUGGAAAAGAGUUUCGAAAAACCCUCUAUCAUAGCAAAUAAACUAAUAUUUUAUGUCUUGAAUCAUGAGAUCUAUUGCGCAAGAAUAAUUAUAACAUUAUUUAAAAGUUCUUGAUUUCGUUAAGUUACUAUAUGUGAGAACGGUGUUUGAGAUAAAUGCGUAGGGGGAAAUUUCCUAUUACAAUUUCUCCAUGAAGGCAUGAUUACUAGACGUGUCAAUUCAUAAAUUUGAUGCUGAUAUCCGUAAAAAAUCUCAAUGUAUGACUUGAAUUGUGUUUGAAUCUGGAUAGUAAAAUAUAGCGUUCAGGAAAGAUAACUUUAUCUAAAAAAAUAAGGCCACUUAAUCUUAGAUACAAUGGCGUUUCGAAGUAAUAUGACAAUUCAAAUAAACGGGAGUAUGUUGAAUAAGACGGCGACCAACGACACAAUACAAUCUCAGGGUCUCAAAUGGAUAUCACUGAUUAUUCUUCUUGGAAUACUAUUCUUUAACCUUUUAGUGGUAAUGCUUUUAGUUUCAAGAAAUCAUAAAUCAAGAAUGCGAUUUUUCGUAAUUAAUCUAGCUUUUGCAGAUUUUUGUGUAGGGGUAUUUUUUGUAUUACCUGAAACCCUUUUUAAUUGGUUUGAUGUUCCAUGGAAUCCCUACGUGUGUUAUAUAUACUAUGUGUAUUUCUCCAUGGUUCCUUUUUAUGUGUCAACCUAUGCAAUUGUUGUGUUAUCAAUUGACCGUGCAUAUGUUAUUGUAAGACCAUUGGCCGCAGCUUCGAAAGGCAAACUUUACCGUUAUGGUAUGGCAUUAUCUGCAUGGAUUAUUGGAUGUACCCUUGCAAUUCCAUACGGAGUGUUCGGUACAUUCAACGAAGAGGAUAUCUACUGUACCCAUAUUACGCCAAGUUUAGUAUUGCUAUACGCAGAUCUUACCACUAUUAUCAUACUACCAAUCGGAAUCAUAACAGUAUGCUACAUUGUUAUCAUUAUUACAAUACGUGGUCGGGAAAGAAAUGGAUUCUUGCGUGGUAAAAACAAUGAUGCAGAUAAUGGUUGUGAUACAAAUGUAAGAAAUAACAGCAUUUCAAAGGCAAAGAUCAGGACCAUCAAACUUCUAUGCGUUGUUGUAUGUGCAUACAUUAUUUGCUGGGCUCCAAUUACAAUCGCAGCAGUCUUAAUGCACCAUAAAAUAGCAGAAUAUGGGCUUUGGUUUCAGAUACUUUAUUUACUUGCUCCAGUAAACAGCCUGGCUAAUCCAUUAGUGUUUCUUAUUUUCAACCAGAAAAUGUUUCGUUCUAAAACGAAUAAGACAAAGAAAAAAGUAUUUAGUGGAACAACUUUUAAAACCAAAACAGAAACAUUAUCAUUGGGUAGCUAAAUUUAUACAGAUGAUUUGAUGGUGCAUUUCAUUAUCUAUGUGAAGACCAUGAUAAAAAAAAUGGCUUAUAGUUGAGUUAGGUAGAAACACUCUUAGCUUAAUAGUUUGUACGCAGACGUGCGAUUCGACGACAAAAGACUCCUCAGUUUAGCUAAAGAAAAAAAAAGUAUAGAAGUUCAGCCCCAAGAACGACGAAAGAUUAAUAAAAAAACAGCUACGAUACAUUAACAGAAUACUGUGGUGAAGUAAUUAACUACCAACACAAAGAUGCCAAGUCCGAUCCUUGUUGCGGGUAGAAGUUUUAGGUAUUUGAAAUUCGGCUUUCCAUUGACACCAUUUGCGAAUAUGGUCUUUAGAAGUAACGGUAGUUCGUAGGAAGUGGACGAUGAAUGACUGGCUCAUGUUAAGAGAGAGCAAUAUCUCUUACACGGACAAGGCAACCUUAUAGAUUACAAUAAAGAGCAUCUAAAUGCUGUCUCCCAGAAUCAUAUGCAUUCGAAAAGGUUACAGUGUUUAAUAGGAGUUGUAUUUUCUUUUUUCU
Molecule: messenger RNA, 1993 nt
Organism: Mytilus trossulus (common blue mussel)
Lineage: Eukaryota; Metazoa; Mollusca; Bivalvia; Mytilida; Mytilidae
Product: cardioacceleratory peptide receptor-like
Exons: 7
Coding region: 445-1452 (335 amino acids)
Biological process (GO): neuropeptide signaling pathway
Cellular component (GO): plasma membrane
Molecular function (GO): vasopressin receptor activity
Source: RefSeq, a predicted model, not a curated record